CUGAGAAUAAGGUCUUUUUCAGCCGUGAAACAGAACGGAACCAUGUUUCCUUCUUAAAGCCUGCAGAUCACGAGGCCUCAGCACUAAUGCCUUCAGGCUGACUGGAAGCAAAUAUUCUCAGCAGUGCAUGGUCCUGAUAGUCCACUUUGCAAGCCACGUGCUUCACACUGCCCACCAUGCCAACCUUACCUGAAGACAAGGGACAAUCAGAAGAGUCACAACACAACAUUUCUCCUUCAGCCAAAGACACUGUUGUUGAAGGGACAGCGUGCCGGACACCUUCUAUUGUUCUUUCAGAGAAUGCUGUAGCACCAGACAUGGAAAUUGAUAAAAAUCUGGUUAACAGGCCUCGUAGUCCUCAUAGGAGACACUCUAACCGUGCCACUAGGAAUCCACCAAGUUCAUUGACUUCUGUUGACAACAGCGGUCAUGUCAUUGACCUUGUAAAUGAUCAGUUACCUGAUGUAAAAAUAUCGGAGGAAGACAAAAAAAAGAACCUUGAAUUACUGGAAGAAGCUAAGAAAGUGAGUGAGAGGUUUCUCAUGCGCAGAGGCAGGAAGUCAAGAAGCAGCCUUCCCGAGUCACCCACAGGGUCUGAUGGAUGCACAACCAGUAGUGUCGAGUCAGUAGGUCCAGGGCAGAAUAACAGAGCUGUGAAAGAGGAAGACAGACAAACUGUAGAGAAUGCUGUAAAAGGACUAAUUGAUCGAAGGCAGAAUGAUCAAAGAAAGAUUUCUCAGGGAAGGUUGGUUCCUCGUUCUGCUGGUUUUGAAAACUCCAAAGAGAAGCUCUCAGAGCAAAAAGAAAACUUUGAUCCGUGUAAACACAUGGAUACUUUACCUAAAUGCUCCCCUUCAGGUGGUGAUGGUGGCAGAAUGUCUCUUAAUACUUACACGAAUGUUUGUGAAAAUGAACUUGGAAAAUCGUUCCUCAAGAAAACAAAAGAAAAUGAUGUUCCUCUAAGAACUCAUCUACCAACAUCAGGAAAUAUAGACUCAAAGCUAAAAAUUUCUUUUCAAGAAAUGAGGGACCAUAAAGUUUCAUUUAAACCAGAAAUUAAACUUUGUGGACUUCGUCCUCCUCUCCUACGGGCUGUAUCAUGGGAUAGCUUGGAGCCUGGACAGAAAGAUAAAACACCUUUAAAAUUACCAUCUGAGGAAGAUAAAAGCUUUGUUGUUGGAAACAAAUCCAGCAAUCAGUUAAAAGCGUUCAAAGACCUUCAAAUCCAAGUUCAACCAGUUCGAAUGCAGAAAUUGACAAAGCUCAGAGAGGAGCAUAUUUUGAUGAGAAAUCAAAGUUUGGUUGGACUCAAACUUCCUGAACUUAGUGAAGCCGCUGAACAAGAAAAAGGCCCUUCACCUCUCCCUUCCCCCACUGAAGAGGAAGAGACAAAGAAUAGCUCUGAUGUCAUGCCCAGCAUUCCUGAUGUAUUGCUGCGAAAACUACGAGUGCACAAAUCACUUCCGGGAAGCUCUCCUCCACUUACCGAAAAAGAAGUUGAGAAUGUAUUUGUACAACUUUCCUUGGCCUUUAGAAAUGAUAGUUAUACCUUGGAAUCUAGAAUUAACCAAGCAGAACGAGAGAGAAAUCUUACUGAAGAGAAUGCUGAGAAGGAACUGGAAAGCUUUAAAGCAGCCAUUACAUCUUCAGCUCACUUAUGGCAUCAUUAUGAACACAGAGAAGCUUACCAGAAGCUAUUGGAGGAUAUUGCUGUUCUGCGGCGUUUAGCUGCUAGACUAUCUAGUCGUGCUGAGAUGGUUGGAGCUGUUCGCCAGGAGAAGCGAAUGUCAAAGGCAACAGAAGUAAUGAUGCAGUAUGUAGAAAAUCUGAAAAGAACGUACGAAAAGGAUCAUGCUGAACUAAUGGAGUUCAAGAAACUUGCCAAUCAGAAUUCUAGCAGAAGCUAUGGGGCAUCUGAAGACGGAGUGCCUCGUUCAACUAGAUCCAUGUCUCUUACUGUUGGAAAGAACAUGCCUCGGAGGAGAGUCAGUGUUGCUGUUGUUCCUAAAUUUAACUCCUUAAACAUUCCUGGUCAGCCACCGACAGCUUCACCUAUACCUUCAGUGCCAUCCCAGUCUGAAUCACCUAGUAAUGGAAGAAGCAAUCUAACGUCUACUCCUGUUCUGCCAGCACUUUUAGAAAAUGGAAAGAGUAAUGGAGAUCCUGCCUGUGAAACGGCUACUUCUGUGCUGACACAGAGUGGGUUGGAAGAGAUCAAUCCUGAAACUAAAGCCAAGAUAGAAGAGGAAGCAUAUAACAAAGGUUAUCAGGAAGGCUUGAAGAAAACCAAAGAACUUCAGGAACUGAAGGAAGAAGAUGAAGAUACACCAAAAGAAAGUCCUGAUGAACAUGAAGAAAGUGAAAAUGAACAUGAGAUAAAAAACCUGAAAAACAGCAGACUUGAAGUCAUCAUUAAUUAUUUACAUAUACUGUACCCCAAACUGUGUAAACACUGGAAUGUGGUAUGGCUGGUAGUGGCUGCAAUAAUAAUUUUUGCUGUGGUGUUGGGAAUCUACCAUUCGUUCAACUCCUGUGAUGAAAAAUCAGAGGGACCUGAAGGGAAGGCUAGCUGUUCUGCUGCCCAUCAACAUUCCUGGUGGAACUCAGGAUUUCAACAUGAGCAACACACUGAAUAAUAAAGGAACAGCCACGUACUUAUGAUACCUGAGCAAGUAUGCAUAUUGGAAAACUGUUGUUAUAGGUAGUGCUUAGUUAUCCUUACAGCUGUUAAAUGUGGUCUGUUAGACAAGAGAGUUACCCCACACCAUCAGGUUUGGGGAUACACUAUGAAUGUACCUUAUCAAAAUGACAAUCUGAUAAAUAAUCCUAUCUUGUCUUUUUAGUGUAUAUGACUGAUACAAAUAAAGUAAUACUGAAUCGUGAUAAGGUUGUGGCAGUAAUCAGCCAUCAGCAAGACAUGGUUUGCACAGGACAGUAAUAUCUCUGCUAUGACUCUGAAGAAAAUCAUAAACCUGCAUUUGCAGUUAGUGCUUUGCAUUCCCUGAAUUUAUUACUGAUUGUUGGAGUACUAAUGGCAUUUAAGUCCUUUGGGUUUCAAGAGACUAUCUGCUUCCUUUUUCAUGAUUACUGGGUAGGCAGAAAUAGAAGCUCUUCUAUGGAAGGUUAUGGUUGUAUUAUCAGACUAAAUGCUUUGCUGAUAAAGUUAUUUUAUAAGAGCAAUUAUCCGUAUAACUAUAUAAAUAGAAAACUAAGUACAUGCAUAAAUGUGUUUUAUGGUACACUUUAAGAAUUGGACCACCACUUUUUUUUGUUUUUUAAGUGGGAUACACCACAAACUGUGUCCAGGUGGCAGAGACGAUACUGUCAAAUAAAUGUAUCAAAGUGCUGAGACCAAAAUGCAUGUCAGUAAAGGUAUACCAUACGUACCUGCUGAACUUCAGUUACUUCUGAUUGAAGAUGAACUAUGUCUUUCCAUAACUAUAUGCUUGAAUGUGACCACAAUUUCAAAAUCAGUUUGAUACCUGAUUGCACAUGUGUCUUGCAUUCUUCUGGCAAUUUCUGACUGAUUAACAAGUCUGUUUACAGCUGAAGGAUAAGUAUGUUAUGAAGUACUGUUAUUUCAGUUCAGAUGCAAUUAUUAUUGUCUUGUUUGUUGGUGUAAACACUGAACCUCAAGUUAUCAAAGAAAAUAGGUUUCUAACUCAGAAAUUUAAUUCAUAUAUUGGCACUAGUAACAAAUAUCCUGCCGGUGAGUUUCAUUUGUUACAUCUUUUGCCAUAAAGAAUAUU
Messenger RNA from Melopsittacus undulatus (budgerigar), 3749 nucleotides. It is a transcript of the gene IRAG1, whose product is annotated as inositol 1,4,5-triphosphate receptor associated 1. NCBI's taxonomy places the organism in Eukaryota, Metazoa, Chordata, Aves, Psittaciformes, Psittaculidae. The coding region runs from base 177 to 2636 and encodes 819 amino acids. The transcript is spliced from 20 exons. The record is from RefSeq and is a predicted model, not a curated record.